AUGGAUCAAGAUACUGCUGCUCAAGACCCCAAACCUCUGGCCGAGGUAGACCUGGCAGCCAUCUCCGUACAGUCACGGAUACUACCAUUCUGGAGGGACCUUCCACGAGCCUGGUUCAUACAAUUUGAAGCUGUCGUCGACCCCUUGAAGACGUCCGAUGAUCAGAAGUUCCGUUACGUCCUGCAACAGCUGCAAGCCACGGACCUGCAACACGUCACCGACAUUCUAUACGACACGCCGGCUACUGAUAAAUACAUCAUAUUGAAGAACCGACUACUCGCCGUAUAUGAAAAAUCAGACGUAAAGAACUUCCAGAAGCUCGUCAGCGGUCUACAGCUGGGUGACCAGAAACCCUCUCAAUUACUUCGCAAGAUGCGAGAACUAAGCGCCGGUAUGAUUACGAACGAAGGGCUCCGUAUCGAGUGGCUUAACCAUUUACCUACUCAGAUACGCGUUGUUCUAUCCGUAAAUACCGAGUCAUCACUCGACACACUCGCCGCCAUGGCCGACAAGAUGGCGGAAUACUCCGAGCCCGCGAUGAUCGCCGCUGUAUCGACCGCAACAACAACUACGAACGACGCCGUAUCAACACAAAUAGCAAUGUUAUCGAAGCAGCUAGAAAAAUUGUCGCUAGAAAUCAACGAAAUACGCGGCCGCUCCACACAUCGUCAAUACCGUCGCUAUCGCUCCCAGUCAAGGCCACGAUCCAAUUCAAACUCAACAAGAAACAAAUCAUCUGUGAAGCCCGGCGAUGCCACGUGGGAAUGUAAAUACCAUUACCGAUUCGGCGAUAAAGCGAAGCGUUGCAAAUCGCCAUGUUGCCGAAGAAACAAAGCUUUAAACUAG
Nymphalis io (European peacock) is the source of this 846-nucleotide messenger RNA. RefSeq lists its product as uncharacterized. NCBI's taxonomy places the organism in Eukaryota, Metazoa, Arthropoda, Insecta, Lepidoptera, Nymphalidae. The transcript has a single exon. The record is from RefSeq and is a predicted model, not a curated record. Bases 1 to 846 code for a protein of 281 amino acids.